AUGGCUCAGGACGUAGGGGAUCCAUCCCCACUUGAUGACGCAGGGACUCCUUGGAGCCACCAAGGGGAGGAUCCCAGGGGAGACGGGGGCCUUUCAACCGUAAACAUGGGAGGCCCCAGGCAGCUGCCCCUAGCGGCGCCUACACCUGGACCGUCUGAGGGGGUCAACUUACUGUUGGAGCAUCAUCCACAGGAGGAAGGGGAAACAUUUAGGCAAAGGAAGUUAUCUGGUGACUGCUGCUGCGGUAGCCAGGACCGCGACGAUAACCCUCCCCUGGAAGGGGAAACAAUACCCGAGAACAGGGAUUUAACUCUCAGAGCUUCCCAUCGAGCUGACUGCGGCGGCAAAGAUUCCCGCAGUAGCGGCAACAACGGAGGCGUGCCAUCCCAGCUUAGACUAGCUCGAGAUCGUCCCCUAUUCUGUAGCGUUGGGGUCCACGGCCGGACACCCAACAAACCGGCCACGCGAAAGCACGCCUCGUCAGGCCGACGCCCUCAGCAGCAGCAGCAAAACGAGCAGCAUCCGCAACAGUCGAGUGACGCCGCUGCCGGCGAUUCACAGCGUGAAGGAGAUGAAGCACGCACCGGGGUUCGGUGUACGGCUUGUGGGACUCUGAAGGUGAGGGCUCCCAUCGGGUUUACUUUUUUGCAAAACCCGGCCCCCUCGUGGGGCCAGCUUCGCAUGGCAACAUGUUCAGAGGCUCCUCAGGGUGAAGCAUCGGCGGGCCCAGGAGCCAGCGUCCCUCUUGGCACCUCUAGUACCCAGCGGAAGCAACUGGGUUGUGAAGACUGUGCGUGGAUGCUGCCUAUUGGGGGCUCCAGAGGGUCGGGACCUUAUCAUCUUCUGAAGCAGCAGCAGCAGCCGAAGCAGGGGGAGUUCGUGGCUGGAAGCUUGCAAUGGGGGCACCCCACGUCGUUUUGGCUUGUCGAGUCGGUGAAGGAUGAAGGGGUGGAAAGAGAAUUCCGGCGCCUCUUCAGGAUCAAUUCGCCAGAUUCCCGCAUCGCCUUAUCAUCCUUUCGACUCUUGGUGACAUUCAUGGUGGUGCUAGCGGCGCUCAAGUAUGGGGUCAGCACGUAUUUUCCACCCGCCAUGAAGCUGGUGGGACUCUCUGCUAUCUUCUUCCGUACCUGCAUCCUUUUGAACGUCGGCGGCCUAGGGACCCGCGUGUUCGACCCGGAUUCGCUGGAAUGGAGAACGGGCAUUGCGAACGAUUUCAUUCUCGGAGAUGUGCAAAUUGCACUCGUGGAUGAAGAUGACGCGGAAAUGCGGCUUUUGUGGGGAAAUCUGGUGCUCUCCAUGUUUACUCUCUUCACUGUGCUCACGCUGGAAGGCGAGCCGGGAGCUCUAGGAAGGGUUAUGUUUUUGCUGGCGCUUGGACCAGGCAGGGGGUCUCUAGUCAAACCAAUUGCUGUUUGCCAGUGUGCUCUGAUCAUCCGUAGAAAUGCUCUGAUGCGUUGGGUGGUUGCAGGGUGGAACAAUGUGGCCACAGCGACUGCAGAGAAGCACCCCUUUAGUCGGAUAUUCUUCGUGGCGUAUAUUUGCUUCACAACGUUGACUCUUUUGAACAUCGUCACAGGCAUUAUCCUAGACGCAUAUGUAGACAUGUCCAACCGACUCCUGAAGGAGGCAAACUACAAGGAUGACUUGGAAAAAGAUGUUCACAAUGAGAAAGUGUUGUUAUCAGCUUUUGAAAAGACUUCAUUCCUCGUUUGCAUGAGGCCUGCAGUCUCGACGUUUUCGUCUGAAGGCAGCGCGUUAACCACCACGAAUUUUGAGCACACUGCUAGUGGGUGGGCUGGAGGAGAUUCGGGGCAAGAUAGCACUAUACCGACUCUCCUAAGAGAAGGCGAAACGGCAACAACUUGGCGGCACGCGGUUGCCAACAGUAGCAUGGUCACACAGGCGGGGGCCUCCGCCUCUCAAAGCCCCAGGGCACCGAUGUGCCCAGCAGGCGCUCAUUUCGAGAGGAAGCUAACGGGAGUUGCCAGCGAAGACAGUACAGCUCGCCCGUCGACAGAAAGCGCAGCGGACUCUGAACCCAUUCAGAUUAGAACGCACGUGCCGGACACACUUCAAUUAGAUGGGAUCAACGUCCGCACAUGCGUUAGAUACUUGCGCAUUGGCGGUCACCAGCCCAUGGAUAUUCUUCGUGAUCCAGUUGUCCAAGAAGCACUGCAGGCGGCGCAUAUACCUUUCUACCAGGCGUUUGACGUCCUCAGCAUGUUCCAUCAACGCGGCAUACAAUUCGUCACUGUUAAGGAAUUCGCUGAAGCAUGCAGCCGCGUCGUGGGUUCGGCAACAGGACGACAGCUGCUCCAGGUUCAGCUGGAGCUUCAGCAGAAGUUGUGCGCUCUUGAGCAAUGCAUUCGAUCAUUAACUCGCCAGAAACAGUUUAGGAACAGUUGCAGCACAAUGUCAAAGCUCGACUUGUCGUGA
Messenger RNA from Eimeria mitis, 2436 nucleotides. Its product is annotated as Chromosome I, complete genome, related. Lineage: Eukaryota; Apicomplexa; Conoidasida; Eucoccidiorida; Eimeriidae. The record is from RefSeq and is a predicted model, not a curated record. The coding region runs from base 1 to 2436 and encodes 811 amino acids. The transcript is spliced from 7 exons.